AUGUCUCGCCCUGAAGAUCUUCUCCCACCCGACCUCUACUACAAUGACACCGAGUCCACAAAAUACACUACUUCCUCCCGCAUCCAAGCCAUCCAGGCUUCCAUGACCAACCGCGCCCUCGAGCUUCUCGACCUCGAUCAACCGUCGCUCAUUCUAGACAUAGGCUGUGGCUCGGGUCUGUCAGGCGAAAUCCUUUCUGAAGACGGCCACAUAUGGGUAGGUAUGGACAUAUCGCCCAGUAUGCUGGACAUUGCAUUACAACGAGAAGAUGUCGAAGGAGAUUUGUUUCUGGCGGACAUGGGUCAGGGCAUACCCUUUCGAGCGGGUACAUUUGAUGCUGCCAUUAGCAUCAGCGCUGUACAGUGGCUUUGCAAUGCCGAAACCAGCGGUGUCAGUCCUGAAGGAAGAUUGAGGAGGUUCUUCGACGGUCUUUACGCGUCAUUACGAAGAGGUGGGAAGGCAGUCUGUCAGUUCUACCCCAAAAACGAGCACCAGCGUACCAUGAUUAGCUCAGCUGCCAUACGUGCGGGCUUUGGCGCCGGCAUUCUCGAAGACGAUGGCGGGACGAAGAACGUCAAGACAUAUCUUGUGUUGAGUGUAGGGGGAGGCGAUAUCACUAGAGCAGUGGCCAAGAUGGAGGGUAUUGACAUUGAGGACGGCAGGAAAAUCAGAGACGCAAUGCAAAGAGGGAAAAAGAACGGCGCAGAUGCCAAGGGAAGUAAACAAUGGGUUCUGAAGAGGAAGGAAAAGAUGAGAGGGAAGGGCAAGAUUGUCAAGGCCGAUUCAAAAUAUACCGGACGACGGCGAGGACCGAAGUUCUGA
Messenger RNA from Rhinocladiella mackenziei CBS 650.93, 822 nucleotides. RefSeq lists its product as uncharacterized. Gene Ontology annotation, cellular component: nucleolus. Gene Ontology annotation, molecular function: rRNA (guanine) methyltransferase activity. The transcript has a single exon. The coding region runs from base 1 to 822 and encodes 273 amino acids. The record is from RefSeq and is a predicted model, not a curated record. NCBI's taxonomy places the organism in Eukaryota, Fungi, Ascomycota, Eurotiomycetes, Chaetothyriales, Herpotrichiellaceae. Gene Ontology annotation, biological process: rRNA (guanine-N7)-methylation.